UUACAAUAAUACACUUGUCACCACCACAGUCCGCAAAAGAAAUUGACUCACCAAACUAACCGAAUUAGUAGUAACACAGAGGCAUUGCUAUUGCUAUCGCUAUGCUAUCUUGUUCUUAUCGGUCGUCAAUCCACAACAGUUUCUUCUCCAAAGCUCUAUUUAUCAAACCCAAUUAUAAUUAUAAUUACAAUAAGCUCUGCAUCAUCAUCAGAAGUAGUAUGAACAUGAAUUCACAUGCGUUUGCGGGGAACCCUAUAAAAUCAAGAACCCCGAAACCACGUGAACCCGUCUCCCCUCAAUCUGCACUCAAAACUCUCAGGACUCUGCUCUCCACCAAUUCCCAAAUAAUAUCUGAUGAUGAUUUUUUCAAGAUUUUGCCUUUCAGAAAGGGGAAGCCUUUGACUGGUUCGACGACGAUAGGGCUAAAGUGGCAUCUGGGUUGGUUGAGUCUGUCCGAUUGCAAAUCUUACUUGGAGAAAUCUCAAGUGGUUCUUACAGACGAUUCUCUUGUUUAUCUGGGUUCUCAAAAUGAGAAUGGCGUUGAUUUUGUGUAUUGGGGUAUCGACGUGUCAGAUGCAAGUGGGUUGGUGGAUGAAUUGGGAGCUAGACAGUUUUGCUUUGUCGAGUUGAGGACUCUUAUGGUCGCCACUGAUUGGUCCGAUUCUAAAGCCAUGUCCCAACUCGCCAUUGCUGGCCAUGGCAGAGCUUUGGUGGAAUGGCAUAAUACGGCACGUUUUUGUGGUUAUUGUGGAUCUAAGACUGUCCCUAUUGAAGCUGGUAGGCGCAAACAAUGUUCGAAUGACUUGUGCAACAAGAGGAUUUAUCCUCGUGUUGAUCCAGUGGUUAUUAUGUUAGUUAUAGAUAAAGAGAAUGACCGGGCAUUACUAGGUAGGCAGUCAAGAUUUGUGCCUCGCAUGUGGAGUUGCCUUGCUGGCUUUAUUGAGCCAGGAGAAAGCUUGGAAGAGGCAGUGAGGAGAGAAACAUGGGAGGAGACCGGCAUUGAAGUUGGUGAAGUUGUCUAUCACAGUUCUCAGCCAUGGCCGGUUGGACCGAGCAGCAUGCCAUGUCAGCUAAUGAUUGGGUUCUUUGCAUAUGCUAAAACACUUGAGAUAACUGUGGACAAGGAAGAACUAGAAGAUGCAAAAUGGCAUAACAGAGAAGAUGUAAAGAAAGCUCUGACAUUUGCCGAAUACAAAAAGGCACAGAUGACAACAGCAGCUAAAGUAGAGCAAAUGUGCAAAGGUGUCGGGAAAGGCCAAAACUUGUCUUCAGAUUUCAAUGUCGAAAGUGGGGAACUUGCUUCGAUGUUUAUACCUGCUCCUUUCGCAAUUGCUCACCAUCUCAUCUCUUCUUGGGUCAAUCACGACCAACCCCACCCGAAACAACCCACCACAGGUAUUUGAUUCCUCAGAGGCAUUACACUUACAUGUUCGUUGAGAAUCCAACUUGGGUGGUGAAAUCUAGUUUGAGUUCCGAGAAUAUAGGCUAUUGCAAAGUUUGGUACUAAAUCUGCACAAGUUUUCGACAAGUCUGCUUGGCUGAGCCUUUGGAGAAUUAUAUUGAUUCGCAUGUCUAGUAAAUAAAAAUGUAUUACUACAAUCAAUACUAAUGUUGUACCAGAAGAGCUGACUUAUUCGAGUUAUGUACAAUCUUUCAAUGUAUCCCUUUGUUUGGUGAAAACUUUAUGUAUAUAUAAGGAUUUUUUCAUGCAAAAUGGUUGGCUUGAGCGGAGAAUUUGUUGCAACUUCGAAUUGCUCUCGUCAAUGUAUCGGUUAGUUCUUA
Messenger RNA from Erythranthe guttata (spotted monkey flower), 1782 nucleotides. It is a transcript of the gene NUDX19, whose product is annotated as nudix hydrolase homolog 19. The record is from RefSeq and is a predicted model, not a curated record. Lineage: Eukaryota; Viridiplantae; Streptophyta; Magnoliopsida; Lamiales; Phrymaceae. Gene Ontology annotation, biological process: NAD+ catabolic process; NADP+ catabolic process. Gene Ontology annotation, cellular component: peroxisome; cytosol. Gene Ontology annotation, molecular function: metal ion binding; NADH pyrophosphatase activity.